GAGCCAGCAAAAUGCAAUUCUGACAAGGACUGCUUACAGGGGCAAGCUAAAUGCAUUAGAAGAGAAUGUCACUGCGUCAACAAUCUUGGAUUUGGGGAUGGAAAAACUAAAUGUGAAGGUAAGUUUUAUUCAUCUAUUCACAACAAAUCUGGGGCAAAAGUAUGCAGCUCACUGUCAUUUUAGCACACCUGGAAAAAAGAUGACAUUUUUUUCCUCAUGAAUUUUUUUUCUCGUGCACAUCCAUCAUGGAAGAGGAUUGCUAGCUCUGCCUUAGUGGUUAAGAGGGUACAACCGGUUUCGCUACUAGUCGAAUUCGCUUCGCCCAAGUUCGCAACAAAUUUGAAUACUUUCUGUAAACCAUUGAAAACAUUCCCUUGAUCGCUGUACAAAAAAAUCUUCUGAUAUAUUUAAUAAUAGUAAUAAUAAUAUAGAUUCUUAUUAAGUGCAUUUCUAUCCUCAAUGCGCUUUACAUUAUGAAGGCCGAUUGAAGAUCAUUACAUUUCUAGCCUAUUGUGACAUUAUACACCAAGUAUUGUAAAACUUUAAAAUCCUAAUUGUAAAACUUAAAAAUCCUAAAACGUUAAGCAUGAAAAUCAAUUGUAACAUUAUACAUCAAGUAUUGCAAAACUUUUAUAAAAAAUCCUAAAAUGUUAUAAUGUUUGUAAAAACUUUAAAACCAACUUGUAAAACUUAAAAAUCCUAAAAUGUAAGGCAUGAAAAUCAAUAAUCAAGUAUUGUAAAACUUUUAAAAAAAACCUAAAAUGUUAAGCAUGAGAAUCAAUUGAAACAUUUCCUGAAUAGAUAUGUUUUAAGUUUUGUUUUAAAUGUUGUAACGCUGUCCGCAUUUUUGAUAUUUAUUGUUCUUCUAAGCUUGCCCCUCCGAGGGAGUAAGUUUUGGACUUAGCCAAUAGGCAGCGAGACGAAUAUGUAGGUAGCGAACUCGAACGUAGCGAAUUUGACAGGUCAGCGAAACCGCUGUAAAACGUUAAGAGAGUUCACAUGCACAGCUCAAUCCCGUAAUCCCGACUCAAAUUUUCCCUCAAUCCCGUAAACCCGAUGGUUAUUUUCGACAUCGUACAUCCCUUGCAUACUUUCAAUCCCGAAUCUGGACCCCAUUUUACUUAAAAUCCCGAAUCCUGGACUUAAGGUGAGGCUAAUCCCGGAUCAAGAAAAACCUAUUGUGACCCUCUGCUCAGACCAUUGCAGAGGGCGAAUAGACAUAAUAGGAAUUCGUUUUUCGGCUCUGAUUCAAAGAAAAAUACACAAUCACAUGUAGCUCGCCCACAUGAAAACGCUAAAACGAUGGAAUAGCUUCCCUUACAGAGCAUGCGCAAACUGCUCUAGUAGUAUGUAUAACAUCAUCGCAUUCGAAAUCGUUUUCGUCCGUCCACACCUAAAAGAGAAGCCGGCGUUAAAAAAGAAAAAAACUUCACUCUAAGGACCACAGAAGACUGAAACGGAUGGAAGAAAACUCCCCGUUUUCGAAACUAUCCCGAAACGUGUGGAAAGUUUUAGGUAAAGCCUCCUUAUAACCACGGAAGGUUUUAGGUUGGAUGAACACUUUAUUUUCCUUUAUGGCUUAGCAUUCAAUAACUUGCGAUAUAAGUUACAAUUCUAGUGAAGCAGUUUCGCCUCAAGGGGUUGAUUUGCCCACAGGAGGCCUGUCAGUAAAUUAGUCUUUUACUUGACUGCCCAUUAGUCCCUUGGACACUAGCCUCAAAUUCAACUCGAAGUUUCUUUUUCACAGCAUGGAAGACGUGUCCCUAUGAAAAAGACCCCUGUUCUUCAAGUGGACAUGAAGCAGCGAAAAAUUCUCACUGUGUGAGGAAACCAGGAAAGCUAACGUUGUCCUGUAGGUGUGAUAGAGGAUAUUUUGGAAGACCAGUAUUACCAUCAUGUCUGAAGGAUGACGGAGGUAAAAUAACCUCUCUAACGUGUUAACCAUGGUUUGAUAAUAUUUUUUCCAGGAGCUGAUCAUGCAACAGCAUUUUUGCGUUUGCCUCUCGUCUGUUCAUUGACGCAAUCAUUCAUUCGUUCAUUCGACGAUCGUUCGUCGCUCGUUCGUGCGUCCGUGUGUUCGUUCGUUCAUUCAUUCGUAUUUCCAUUCAUUUUUUAUCCAUCCAUCCAUCCAUUCGUUCGUUCGUUCGUUUGUUCAUUCAUUCAUUUUUUGAUUUGUUCGUUCGUUGGUUCGUUCAUUUAUCGUUCAAAGAACUAGCCAUAAUGUUGUACCUGAAUUAAUCAAUCAGUCAAGUAGUCAAAUAAUUGCACAGUCAACAGAUGAUCAGAAUAAAACAAAAGUAAAUCGUUUAUUCACUGAAUGUGUUCGUUUGUAUCAAGUGUUAACUUGUUAUGUCAUUUGUUUGUACACCCAACCAACCGAUCUCUAUGUACAUAAAAAAAACUGACCUUAUAGAGGUAAACCAGAUCUAGACCAGUAGUUUCCAUGGUGGCCCACACGGUUAAAAAUCCCAAUUGGUCGUCUUCAAACCAGUUGGCUGUUCCCAAUUACAAUUCUAGCGCUCUAACGCUCGGCCACUCUGCCUCACAUGUAUGUAUUUAAUCUUGUACAAAAGGAGUCGUCGCUAAAGGUACGGUAAAACGGGCAACAAAAAACAUGCAACUCGUUUUGCAAUACUGCAGCUGCAAAACGAGUUGAAUAGCGAUGUUUCGCGUUUUACCAUCCACGAAUCAAACCUGUCUUGCAACAAAUUAAGUUUUUAAAAGCUUAGAACGAGGGUAAUAAAAAGCGCAACAUCGCUUUACAACUCGUUGUACGGCAAUGUUGCAAGACAAGUUGCAUUUGUUUUGCCCCCCGUUUUACUGAAGCUUAACCUAGUUUAAUUUCGUUUCAUUUGUCCUUGUCUUGACAGCCGAUGCGCAUGGAAGAUAUCCUUGCUUGACUGACAAUAACUGUCCACAUUAUUCCAAGUGCAUUAAAAACAGGUGCACGUGCCGCUAUGAGCUGAUUGGAAACGGAGAAACAUGCAAAGCUCGUAAGUAUGCCAUACUGCUAGAUAUCUUAAAGCUAUGUUCAUUGUAUACCGUAUAGCUAUUGCGCAGGCACGCACACCGUAAUUUUUAGGGAGUUAUUAUAACUCCAAAAAUGGAGUAAAAAUUUUAGGUACAGGAUAACCCCUUUUUUGGGGUUAUUUUAACUCCUAAUUUAACUCCGAAUUUGGGGUCAUUUUUACUCCUGAAAAAGAGUUCUUUUUACUCCCCGUCUGGAGUUAAAAUUACUCCGAAAUGGGGUUACUUGUACUCCUUACAGGGGUUGUUUUUACUCUUUUUGGAGUUAAUUUAACUCUGAAAGUGGAGUAAAAAUUUUAGGUACAGGAUAACUCCUUUUUUGGGGUUAUUUUAACUCCUCAAUAUCUGGGGUCACUUUUACUCCUGAAAAAGAGUUCUUUAAACUCCUUUUUUUUUUUUAACUCCAAGAAAAAAUAACUCCACUGUAAGAAGUUAAAUUAGCCCACUAGAGGAGUUAUUAUAAUUCCCUGAAAAUUACAGUGCAAACCAUACCGGAUAGAGCUUCUGUUCACUCACAAGGACGCUGAUUUCGGCGCGAUUUCUGUAACGGAGCGAAGCUGCGCCCCGCCUAGCGUUAAAUUGGAGAGUCACACUAGCUUCUGUGCCAUACUUUGGUGCAGGGUAUUAUCCACUGAGACGAAGUAAAUAUUCAGGAGCGAGGACUGGGAUGUAGUUCACCAAACCCUUCUCGGCCAACCGCUAGCCCUGGCUUGAUGUUCAUUGUUUGUCAACCGACUUGUCCCAGUUCCUUGCCGUUGCUGUUCAUACUAUAUCGGAUAACUUUUUAUGUCAGCACCACGAAAAGAUAUCCAUUAUAGUUCGAACAUAUAUAGCCAGGGCAUAUAUUUAUUACGCAGCUUCAGGAGCCUACGGGCUCCUGGCAGCCUGUGUCUACUGUAGCAGCUGAGGAACGCUGGUUAUUUCACGGUGUGGUCAGAAUUUCAACCCGAUAUCACCCUAAUGGAAGAACUGCCCUCCUUUUAGAAAUUUAGGGGGCGUUGCGUGAGAUUUUGAAGGUGUAUGCACUGGAAGAGGAGUGUGAGCGUUGAAGGCGCUCCAAACAAGCGGGGUCUAUGGGUAUGCUCCCCGCGAAAACUUCUAACUUUACGGUCACGGAAAUGCCAUUUCCUGCGUUUUCCACAGGACAUCUUCAGAAAAUAAAUACCAAGGAAAAUGCUGUAAGGGGGCAGGGAAGAGUUUUUUUUUACCACACUAUAUAUAACGUUUCUUGCAGUGUGUUUAUGGAUUAAUUAUUAAAAGGAUAAAGGAAAAAAGAACACAAAGAUACCAAUAUAAUGCGAAAAAUUCUCAGGCAUUACGACUAAGUGAUAAAAAUACUUAAAGGAAAUAAAAUUAAUUACGCACAGACUUAUCUGCUUAUAUGGACGGUACGCAUCUAUCUGAAAUUGAAAGUUCGUUUACAAGAUAUGUCAUGAAUCAUGAUUAUCCCUGAAUCAAAAGCCAUAAUGGUCCCAUCAUGGUUCUUAUCACAAUGAGGGAAUGCCAUUUAAGCCAAUGCAAUAUCUUGCUCCUUGUAAAAUAUUACGGAUUUCGGAAAACGAGAAACUUUUGCUUGUAAAAUUCGGAAUCCUGCGCUUUGGAAUACGUAAUUCAGCUCAAGGAAUCCGGAAUUCCGCUACACUUGGGAUCUGGAAUCUAAGUUGUAUUGACAGCAGGAAUCUGGAAUCCAAGUUGUAUUGACUGCAGGAAUCUGGAAUCCAGGAUCUGGAAUCCAGAAUCCAAGCCUGAGAAAGCAGACGACAUUUCGCGACGCCACCACUGGUUUCCCAGUGAAAUGACGUCUGAGAAAAGAGCACAGAAAUUCCAUACUGAUGACCCGUCACUACCAAGAUCUGGGUAGUGCUUCUGAUUGGUUAAAGAAAAUUUUACGAGCGGCGCGACCAAUCAGAAGCGCUACCCAGAUCUGGGUAAUAACGCGUCGUCAUUAUCGAAUUUGUGCUCUCGUUUCUCAGACAUCAUUUCGAGGGGAAAUCAGUGGCAGCGUCGCCAAACGUCGGCUAAUUUCUCAGGCUACCAGAAUCCAAGACUGUCUUGGAUGAACUCACUUGGAACGAAACAUCUGGCCAUCAGUUAUACAUACUUAAACUGGCAAUCAUGUUAAAAAUGAUCAUGUAGAUGACAAUGAGUCACUUUCAAUUUGUUAUAUAUCUGAAUUGUUUAGCGCCGCCAAUGUCCUGCACCAAAGACGAUGAUUGCCAUGCUGAUAAAGGAAAAUGCGUCGCUGGAAUGUGUUACUGUGAUGGAUUCUAUGUUGGAAAUGGCGUGCAGUGCAGAGGUGAGAACUGAAUAGAAUCUUUACGAGGUGAAAUGUUGGUAUCUAUUGAUUUGGGUAAUAAGAUGUUAACUUGCUUACGUUCUUUUGCUUUCAUAACAGACGCCAAGCGCUGCCCAAAGGAUGUCAAAUGUGGAGCUCACUCGACCUGCAUGGUAGAUCCCCUGUUUCCAAAAACUCCGACCUGUAAGUGUGACGCGGGAUAUAGAAAAAACAUGAACGGAAAAUGCGUAGGUGAGUUGAUAAAAGAAAAAAAUAAGAGGGAGAAGGGGAAUAUGCAGCUUGGAAAUCCAAUCAGGGGUCCCUCCCCCCACUCUAUCCCUGAUCAUACCUAUACCGCUCACUGCCCCAAUUUUGCUCCGCAUUUUACAUGAAUAAAAUACGGACUGCUUGGGACGGUGUCUUGCCAGAGUGAAAGGGUUUAGCACCACAAGAUAGGUUUACACGUGCGGAUCUUUGUAAAAAUAUUAUGUGCUCAUUUUAACUUGGAGUUGGAGAAAAGAACAAGCUUACCCUACCUUCCCCCUAUCAGUUCUUCCGAGACAAUGCAUUACGAUGUUAACCUUUGAAUUUGACCGUUUUUUUUAUCAGAAUGCAUAAAUAGCACACACUGCAAUCACGUGCAAGAAACUUGCUAUAAGGGAAUUUGCAAGUGCAAAGAUGAGCUGAUAAAGGACGAGAAAACAUGCAAACCAGGUGAGAACUUUUCCCGCAUCGAUCAGAUUAUAACUAGCUGAUUCGCAUCAUGUUUCAUUACUGGUACACCUUACAGGGUUUUUGGCUAUGAUCGUAAACUCCCUUCACUUCUAUCAGUCUCUUUCGGGAACAAGGGGAAGAAGGAAAAAUAAAGAAUAACAACAUCUGAUCGCAAGUUACACUGUUGCUGUGGCUUACGUGAAUGUAGCCUACGAGCAAGCUGGGGAUAUCCUAGACUUUCAAAAAGUCCAUCGUCUGAUUUAAUAUGUUUAUUGCAGUGCAUGAUCAGAGUAACCGCUGUGUCAAAUAAAAAAAUGUAAGAUAAAAUUUAGAAAGGGACGCAAAGGAUUGCAUGUAUUGUUGAGAAUCAUAUAAUAUCAAGGAAUUCCUCAGUAACUAACUACCGUAUAGUGUCAGUGUCAGAUGGUUUUUAAUAUUAUCAACGCUUUUACAGCUCCUUUACACGGAUGUAAGAAAGACAUGGACUGUGAUUCUCGGGCAAAAUGCAAUGACGGUAAAUGCAUCUGUCAAGGAAAUACAACAGGAAAUGGAAAGUUCUGUAGAGGUACGUAAUUCACCAUGGAAAGACUGUGUUCUAGCUUUUAGUGGUACUUACUGCAACAUAUUACUGAGUUCAUGUAGCGGGUCACCAGCGUUACUGAGUUAUGAUUAGUUAUUAGUACUCGCUCAACAUUGUUACCGAAACUUUCCCAGAAAUCUCAACUCAAAGGCUCUGUCUGCACUAAUAAAUGCGUUUUCAAAGUGUGAGUUUUCUUUGUCAUCGAAAACGCAUCGAUCGAUUCUCGCUCAAAAUACCCUUUUGAUACGUUUUCCACAACCCACAAUAGAACGUUCGAAAAUGAUCGAACCACAAUGCGCAUGCUAUAACACACGCGCUUGUGAUAUUUUCAUUUUGCUUUGUUGCUUUUUCGACCGUCCACGCUAAUAAGAUUUGUAUGCGUUUUCGUUUUGAUCCACUCUCAAGGGCGUUUUUCAAAUCGAUGCGUUUUCGUUGAAAACGCUUUGCGUUUUAGUGUGGACGAAAGGCUUAAACGCACUGAAAUGUAUUAGCCUGCGAAAACAGCCUUUUCAGUGGCGAAGAGGGAGGAGAAACGGCUGUUUUCGCAGGCUAAAAUGUAUUCGUUCAAGAGAGAAUAAAGCUCAAGAGCUUUAUCCUCUGUUGAUGCGUUUUCAAACGAAAACGCAUUAGUGUGGACCGGACCUAAAAGCUUUCGUUCUCCAUUUCUCACCUAAUCCUUCGAUAAAGAAACGCAUACAACACAGUAGGAUCAUGAUAAUAACACCUCCCCCCCUACUUAAAAGCCUAAAAAAUUUCUUUAAAAUUUCAGAGACAAUUACAUGUCCUCAAGGAUUUCAGUGUGGCAUUCGCGGUACGUGCAUUGUUGAUCCUCUGCUUCCAAAAUCUGAUCCUAAGUGCAGAUGCGAGAAAGAUUACAGCUACAUGAAAGAUGGAAAGUGUGUUGGUAAGUUUGAACGUUUUUAUGUAACUCUUAUUCCCUCCCAUGCAAAAACGCUCCUGGGCUGUUACGAUUUUAACCUCAGUUGUCUUAGCAGAUCACAAAUUAAUGUCUUGACCUUCUCGCUAAAGAGAUUUUUCUGUAUUUAAUUAGUCGCUAUCCCUGCCGACCUAUUUUUAUCUCAUUUUUCAAUACCACUAGCUGCCUUAUUACGUUAAAAUGCAUCCCUUACCAUCUCUCAACACUUUGUAAGAAGGGUACGGCUCGUAACCUUAAAUUCCUCUCCAUUUAAUUAGGGUCUGGAGAUUUGUAUUUUGGUGAAAACAGGUAACGUCAGGCUUAUUAUUAUGUUUGGUCAACUAAUUUGUCUCUGACUAUUCAACAGAGUGCCUCAGCGAUAAGAAUUGUCCAAAAUAUUCCACAUGUGAUCGUGCACGUGGACUCUGCAAGUGCAAGGAUGAGCUAAUAAAACAAGGAAAAACUUGCAAGCCAGGUUAGGAAGAUUAGGUUUUGUUUAACAUCGUUAUCACUUAUAAUAUUAGACAAGGGAAGCGAAAAAUAAACAAUUUUCGUCGACCAUGUUAAUUUUCAUCCCUUUUGCAUUCGAAUAGUUUCACAUCUGGUUUGUCCCAAGAUGCAAACUUUCCUUUUUCUGCCCGCCCCUCCCUCUUCCCCUCGCCCAGCCCUCCUUUCUCACUUUUUCAAUUGCUUUCAUAAUGGUGGCCACGAUCUGUGAACCUCUACGUCGCACUUUCAUUAAAAACGCCUACUCUUCAAGCUACUUCUAGAUAUUAAAAACACCCAAACGAUAUACUAAACUAGCGGGCAUGGGAUCGAGCUGAAAACGUGCUUGAAGAGGCACGGGGUAAUGGGAAGGCACAAGAGGAACUAUCACCCCUCACGUUCCACUACCACGCGAACAAUGAAGUGGACUGGGGAAAAUCAAUCAAUCAAUCAAUCAAUCCAUUAAAUCUCUUUAAACCACGUAACACCUAGGAGCUCAUAAGUGCUCGUAAACGUGUACGUGUAAAAAGAAUAAAUAUAAAAGAAUAAAACCAAUCAAUAAAAACCAGUCAAGUAAUAACGAGCAAUCUAAAGUAAUGUGCUAAAAAUGAUAUUUACAAGUAAUAUUUACAGACAAAAUUUAAAAUCCUUAUAAAAAUUUAAACGCUUUUAGACAUGAACGCUUCAAGAGAUCGCUUAAAUUAAAGUUCUAAUAUUUUUGGAUUCUCUUGUCACUGGCGGUAAACUAUUCCACGGUUUUUCUAGCUGAAAAAAGUAAAAUAUUUAUGCAUACAUUCUGAUGUAAGUGAGCGACGAGUUAACUUUUCGACAACAGGGGACAAUCAUCUAUCCCAGCCCUUAUUUAAUCUAUUCUUCCCUAGGUCCCUCCCUGCGCAUGAUUAAAAGUAAAAUAAGUUUUUAUUACUUUCCAAGCACCAUUUCAUCUGUGUGACGAAGAGCACAAAUGCCACGAGCAAGCAGAAUGCUUUUAUGGAAAAUGUUACUGUAAAAGAAACCUUACUGGGAAUGGACGAUUCUGCAGAGGUAAGAAUAUUAAACAUCCUCAAAUGAUUUACAACCGAUGUUAACCUAGAUUUACAUAACUCUAUGGGCUGAAAGUUAACAAAGAAACAACUGUUUGUUGAGGAGAGCCAUGUGGGAUCGAUCUUUCCCUUAACACAUGCAUGUGCAGCCACCAUACCAAGAGAGAAACUUUGUGAAAUGGGCGGGGUCCACCGGGAUGUUCGUUCUCUUAUCUAGGGGUGUAAACUGCUGAUUUUGGUAUCUAGUAAGGUGUUCAAGAGGCAACGCCAACUUUAUUUUCCAUACAGGUAUUGUUAAAGGAUGCCCGUGAAGAAAUAGAGGCAGAAACCAGCGGGAAAGAAUAAAAACGUUCCUGCCUUAUGCUCUUGAGAAAAACCAAGAACAAGCCCACAACAAGUCUUUUUAUUCAAAAUUUCCCAAACGCAGAUUUGAAUGCCGAUGGAAACGUUCUUAUUAAUUUUCUCUCUGAACUAUCCAACCACGUACUUGCUUGUAUAUAAAUUUAUGAUCUCAAAAUAUUAACUGCUAUAAGAUGUUAUUGCACAAAAUAAUGUCAGCAUUAUUGUCGUCCGUGCUUGCUCGUUGAAUAAAACAAUCGCUUUAAUUUUUCCACAGAUUCUCUACAAUGCCCCAACUAUUAUCAGUGCAGUAACAAUUCUAUCUGUGUUGUCGAUCCUCUCUUUCCUAAAACUCCAGUUUGCAAAUGUUUAAAGGGCUAUAAAAUGUCUUCUGAAGGAAAAUGUGAAGGUAUGUUAUAAUUAAUCAUGACACAAUGGAUAGAUCUUCCAGCUUGUUCGAGACCUUCUCCCUCACAGUUACACCGAUUUAAUUCUAGUUUGUUGAGCAGGUAAAUUUGUCCCUGCGAUCUAAAAUGACCAAACUGAGAUAUAUUUUUGUCCACUAAGGAGACUGCAGCCACGGUUUUAUAUUAACUAAAGGCUGUGCCUGUUCCAGGAUUUCAGAUGGUAGAGCGUGGAGUUUAGAUGGAGGGGCGAGUUAAGUCGUAUGCGGGAAAACCCGGGAAAAACGAGGGGAAUGCUGAGAUAGAAAUACAGAAAUUAGCAUAGGACACGUUAAAAAUUCAUGAUAGCAGGCCCCUGUGAUAGAUAACUUCGACAGGUAUUAAACCUAGAUGGAAUGGAACGGAAGAGUAAUACCCCUGGUUCCUUUAAAAUUUUGUGGAGUUAAUAUUAAACUCAACCGAAUUUCUUUUUAAUUCUACAGAAAUAAGCGAAUGUUUCAAGAAAGGACUGUUGUGCCCGAAUAAGACUACGUGUACUAAAACUGGAAAUGAAUCAUACGACUGUGUCUGCAACAAAGGUUUUCAUAUGGUUCACGGUCUAAACUACACUUGUGAAGGUGAGACUAUAAUGACCUUUACGGAGAGGCUCAGCAAGAAAGGGGUACCUUUUUCAGGCUUUGGGUCAGUAUCAAAGGAUAGGGAAUUCACGAGUUGAAGUGUAUGGAUGGGUAGGAUAAUCUAUGCUUAAGUACGUAUUGAAAAUAUUAAGGGGUAAGGGUUGGGACCUCGGGGCGGAGCCUCUCCGUGUAAAACUCUGUUGAGCACCUUCCCCUCCGGGGAAUACUGAGAGAAAACGACGAAAAGGAAAGUUGCGGAAAGUUGCCGUUCAGUGAGUAGAUGUAGAAUUACGUAAAUCUAAACCGCGAUCAGGGGUUUUAGUCUAGUCACCUUGUAUUUCUCUUUGCCAAUCUAUCAAAAGUACCUUUAGCAUAUGCGUUGAAGUAAGACUUUUGACAAGCCUCGUUUCCAUGCUGUAUGUGUAUUAAACAAGGGACUCGGAAAGGUCUCCGAUCCCCUCAAUUAAUCCCGUUUUUAAGCGACUUCCCUGCUGGGACUUUUUGGGACUUUUGAAUGUUAUUAAGAACAUUUCUCUCAGUCUAGAACAGUUGGAAUAUCUUCUGUCGCAAUUAUAGUUCUAGGUUCACCUACUUUUUUUCCACAAAAUGACUGGACUAUUUGAAAGUUUCGCUCGUAUAUGUUAUGAUUAGGAUGUGUCAAUUGUUAUACACAGACAUUGAUGAAUGCAAGCAUGCCAAUACUUGCCUGGCGAAUUCCCACUGUAAUAACACAGAAGGCAGCUAUGAAUGCAUUUGCAAAACUGGAUUUAAAAAAAGCAAGACUGGCAAAUGCGUCGGUAAGUAUCCCACUAUGUAGCCUGCGAGCAAGCUCUCCUGUUUGGGCGGGCGAAGCGAGCCUCGCGAGAACGCGCGAGCGAGGGGCCUCUGCUUCGCUCGCCCAAAUAGGAGAGCUUGCUCGCAGGCUACCCACUGUGUUCUCGUUGAUGCUGUACUGUCACGUUGUGGUGUUCAAUGACUGACAGAUUGUCUGGAAGUAAAUGGGAGACGCUUUUUCUUGUGCGAGGAGUGAGGAGGGCGAGAAACAUAAGCGUGACACACGCCUUCACUCGUUGCGCGUGUCUCGCGCUCCACGCCCGCUUCGUUCUUCGUUCGUUUGAAAAACCGCGUGAUCAAAGUAAUAGUGCCUGUUCUGAAGGCUGGUACCCAGCUUCCUCAGGAAUCGUUAGGCAUUGCGAAGCCGAAUGAGGCCAACACUGUGCGGUGUCAACCUCGUUCCCACGGAGUGUAAAGAGAGUAGAAACGUGGGAAAGAGUUGAGUCAGUUGAGUAUAGUGACUAAUUUUAAGCAAAAUAAGAAAGAAGAAAUCGGAAUUAGCGAGCAUGGAGAAGAGUAUCUGGCGACCAUGCGCGUCCGCAUUGCUCUGUAUUGACCUAAAAAAAAAUCAACCCUAGCCAAAUAGGAAAAACAGCAACAACUAUAAAACAAAAUACAAAGUAGUAAAAACUAUGAAAUUAGCAUGUUGUCUGAGCGAAUGAUAUCACUCAAAUAUUUCAGAAAAUUGCAAUUGUACAAGUCACGCGGAUUGCCAUCACGGAAAGUGCCAAUGUGCUAAAGGAUACGAAAUGAAUGAAGAAGGGCAUUGUGUACAAGGUAAGUAAAAACUAAAAUAUUAUUACAGCUGUUUCGGAUCUGAACACGCGACCUGCGAUGUCAAAAGCGCCCUUGCAUUUUGGGUUUUUCUGCGACGUCAAGCAAAAUUUGGAGCCGGCCUCGGCGCAUAAGUUUUUGCGUUCUGCGUCUUGUCGAUCGGGACUAUUUAUACUUUGAUGUUCAAUGGUGAGAUGUAACCUUUUCACGUUUUUGCUUUCAAUUUUUUUUACCUUCUUAAUGGAACAAGGAAGUUUAGAUUCCUAAGGUGAAGACGAUUGCGUAAUUGUUCCUAUAGAGCUUCCAAAUACAGAAGAAACACAUAUGGGAGGGUGAAAACGAAUCGGUACGCUCCCGCCAACAUUUAGUUUUGCAGCUUCUUCUGGUUAUUACCGCCUUUAUUUGACAAACAAGGAUUGGAUGCUGUGGUAACGGUUUGAUUGACGUCGAAGAAAAACCCCAAAUCCUAAAACGUUUUUGACGUAACAUCCUAGUGGUAUCAAGCGUGGAAUCAUUAUGUUAACGUUGGAUCAAUUUUCGUUUCUGGGAAUCUGCCCACCUACCCCUCCCCUAACCCAACAUUUUGCCCUAAGUGAGACGCAAAUGCUAACGUUGAGGUUAAGGGAGGGGUAGGUGGGCAGUUUCCCAGAAACCUAAAUUAAUCAUUAACGUUUGUCCUUUUUGUCACAGUUUCAGGUCCUCGGGCAAGUCAUCAAAGGCAACCAGGACAGUGGGAAGUGGGAACUAAUUUAUCUCCAUCCUCUUGUGUGACAAGUCACGUGAUCGUCCUUAUUAUGCCUCUACUUUGUUACCAAGUCUUUGCACUAUGA
This is a messenger RNA of Porites lobata, 12839 nucleotides long. The record is from the annotation of a GenBank genome assembly. Lineage: Eukaryota; Metazoa; Cnidaria; Anthozoa; Scleractinia; Poritidae.